UGUUUUACCGACGAACAUCGCCGAUCUGUCAUGGCGAAUCGUGGUGUACGUUUCGUGCACAGUAAAACAUAAAUAAUGAUUCUUAGAAAAUAUAUUUUACUAAUGUGCGAUAAAAAAACUCGUGCCUAUUCUAAAAUAUCAUGAUUAAUGUGUGAGUCAUAUAAUUUAGGUUUAAGUGAGCGUUAAAAUGGACAAGAAAAAUGCCAUUCGGAGAGGCAAGAGGCCAUCCAAAGUUCUCGAAGAAAAUUAUUGGGAUUGCAGCGUGUGUACAUACAGGAAUAACGCUGAAGCUUUUAAAUGCUCAAUGUGCGACGUUAGAAAAGGAACAUCAACGCGUAAACCGCGUAUCAACCCGGCGCUGGUGGCUGCGCAGGCGGCCGGCACCGCCCCCACGAGCUCGCAGAAACGACCACGGUCCGCCAACUCUCUCAAAAAGAAACGACGCCAGCCACGACUCAACAACGUGGACAGAAGUUCCGCGCAAACAAGAGAGGUAACUGUAAGCGGCGUAACAGUUGUUAUAACAGAGUAUAAACCUAAGAAGUCAGUUUCGAGCAGUUCCAGUGAUGUUGAAUCGUCGAACGACGCGCGACCUUGAUGACUUUUAUUGAUGAUCUUAUUAUACCUUUUUAGUAGCACUUAUUUGAUGGAAAUGGUCUUGAUCUUGAGAUGUCGACAAUUUAUUUCCUGUUUGUACAAAGUUGUAAUGUAAUUUCAAAUUUGGAAGAAAACGUGUAAUUCUUAAAUUAAUUGGAUCUCGAAUGUUCGAAAAUGUUGUUAUUCGGAAGUUGUUCUACAGAUUUAAAAAAAGAAUUAAAUUCGAGUCAAAUGUAUAAAAAAAGACACGUUCGAUAUUUAAAAAAGCUGUACAUAGGGCAUAGAAAUCAAAUUUUUCCAUCUCGACUUAUUCACUACUAUUGUCUUAAAAGUGCAUACUGUUUAUCCUUAGUGUAGGUAUACUUUUGAUUCGUAGUAUUUAUUUUUUUAUUAAUGUCUAAAUUUAUAUAAUUAAAUUAACAAAAAGCUGGUAUGUAUGAAUUGCUUUGAAAUUAAUUUAUUCCUCUGUAUUUAUUGAUGUUAUAAUUUUGUGGCCAUUUGAAAUUGCAUUCUUUCAAACUAAGUCCAGUUUCUACGCAGAUGUUGAUAUUAUUCCUUAACUUAAAUAAUAUUGGUGUUAGUAUUUGCGUUUCUGGUCUUAGUUUUCAAGAAUGUUAAGAAGUUUUGGUCGUUUGGUGUAAAUAAGAAGAAGACCAGCGUGGCACUGCCGAAGGGUAAGAAAUGUAAAUAGAAAUUGUUUGAAGGGAUUGUAUAGAUUAUUUUAAUAAAAACCUUGAUCUUUUUAAUGCGCUAGAUGUCCUUACGAUUGAAGAUUUAACAUUAUAGAAUCAACAGGAUUUGUACAUUGCUAUUUUUUUAUCGGGAUUCAGAUGGUGAACUUUUCGACAUAUUCGAAGCUAUACAGAUUUAUGUACGACAAAGUCAAGUAACACGCACAAAAAUAUUCGUUAACGACAAUAUAACUACAAGGACCAGAGGUGAUGAAAUUUUUUGAUCGUUUUAAUCUACAAAAUAUUCACAAUAUUUGUGAUUUCGAAACCGAGAAGCGUAAUAUUACAGUAUUUUCCAUAUGAUGAUUUUUUUUAUGGUUAUUUGGAGAGGAGAUGGGUAUUUCAGUCUUCGAUAAAUAUAUUGUAUUUGAGAAUAAUUAUCAUGCAGACUGCAAUUUAACGUGAUUGAAAAGUUGAUAUGAAAUUAUGUAACUAUGUCUCACAGUAAUGUUUGGUCGAUAUAACUGCAGUCUGCGCAAACUGGUUGAAGCUGUAAAGGUAUGUGGGGGCAGGUCAAUUAAAUCACAUUUUAGAAAUAAUCACAACAAUGAUAUUGUUGUUUUAUCAUUAGCAUUCAUCGAUCAACAACAAACAACACUCAAACACUUCAUGAAUCAUCGAACGUCGCGUCACUAUCACAAAUCGUAAGUUUUCUUGUAUUAUUUUUUUUUGUCUGGUAGAGGAUAGCGCAGUUUUUUAGCCAAAACACUAGGUAAUAUUGUGUUCGGAGCGUUAAAUAAGUAUUUAUUCUAGCUUUAAGUUUUUGGAUUAGUAUUAAUUUGACAAAAUCACAAAUUAAUAUUCGAUGGCGGUGUGAUAGAAUGUGUUUUUGGAAGUCAUUUGUUUUUUAAUCGUUCAACAAUCGAAAUACAUAUAUAUGGCUGUUUUGUCGUUGUGUGUUGUUCGUGUUUUCAAUAGUUUCCGAACGAAAUAAAACGCUAGAUGUCAUUAAUAAUAAAUUAUUUCAUGAAUAAAUAAUAAUGUAUAUUUUGCGAAUACGAUGCAGUAUUUUUAUACGGUUUCAUUAGUAUCUAACUUAGAAUGCAAUGUUUGUUUUGUUAGCGAUUACGUUAUAACGUUACGCCAUGGAUUCUAAUUUAUGUUAGACAAAAGUGUAUCGAUGUGGUAGAUUAUAGGACCUGUAUCUGUAUAAUAUUAAAUGUGGAUUGGUUUGUGUCCUGUGUGUAAUUUUUUCUCUAUUUUUUAAAUAAUAUUUAAAAGAUAGUUAUAAAAUUGUUUCAUUUCUGAAUAUAUAGAUCGAACUAUGUAGACUUACGCGAAGCAUCUGCUUCGACUUUAUGUAACUUGUUCCAAAUGUGAAAAAUUACUACUUGUAUAACUCGUAACUUAUAAUUUUGCUUUUUUUUGUGACUUAAUGGAAUUUAAUGUUAAAGGUCUUAUUUUUGU
Vanessa tameamea is the source of this 2735-nucleotide messenger RNA. It is a transcript of the gene RYBP, whose product is annotated as YY1-associated factor 2. Gene Ontology annotation, cellular component: nucleus. The record is from RefSeq and is a predicted model, not a curated record. The transcript has 3 exons. Bases 188 to 598 code for a protein of 136 amino acids. Lineage: Eukaryota; Metazoa; Arthropoda; Insecta; Lepidoptera; Nymphalidae. Gene Ontology annotation, biological process: positive regulation of DNA-templated transcription. Gene Ontology annotation, molecular function: transcription coregulator activity; DNA binding.